GAUCUGGCGGUAGGACCAUUGACCGUUACAGUGGAACGAGAAACAGUGAUGGACUUCACAUUCCCUUUUUACUAUGACCAUGCUGUGGGCAUCUACAAACUUCCAGACCCGAAUGGAACAAAGUGGUUGAAGUUGAUAAGACCGUUUAAAGGCACGGUUCUCGUGUGCUUAGCAAUUUCCUUGGUUGCUGUUGCAGCCUUGUUGUGUGUUAUGGAAAUGGUUGGGUCUUCCUUGAAAAGUAAUAGCACCACAUCAACAGGAAACAAAUACUUCCAGGAGAGCCUCUGGUACCUGUAUGGCGCUAUGUUAUCACAUGGUGGCAGCGAGCAACCCAAAUCUGAGUCCGGGCGUAUUCUGGUUGGGUUUUGGUGGUUGUUCUGCAUUGUAAUCGCUGCUUCUUACAGUGGGACUCUCAUUGCCUCCCUCACUGUGAACAAAGAGAUACUGCCAUUCGACAACAUAGCAGAUAUAGCAUCGCAGACUGAUUACAGCUGGGGCACCGUGGGAGGCAGUUCCUAUGUUACAUACUUUGAAAAUGACCCGAGUGAAUCGAACAGAAAGAUCUGGCAAGGGAUACAAGGAUUCCAGGGUUAUGAUAAUGAUGUUCUGUCUCAAUCUGCGGAUGUCCACAUGAAGAAGGUACUGGAAGGAUCCUAUGUUUUCUUCAACGACAAUGAAGCUUUGACUCCAUGGAAGUCACAGCAUUGCGACUUGGCAUUCACCAAGGAAACAUUUCUUCCCUUCACGUAUGCUCUUGGACUUCCCAAAGAAUCACCUUAUGCGGAUAUUUUUUCUAACGUGAUGUUGAAAAUUGACCAGAGCGGACUGUUCAUUAACUGGAGAAGAAAAUGGUGGCCACAAGAGAAUUUAUGUCUUGAAGAGGGCAAAGCCAGUGCUCGAGCUAUAGCACUUAUGGACAUACAGAGUGCAUUUUAUCUGAUUGCAAUCGGUAUUUUCCUGGCUGUCUUAGCCUUAGGAAUCGAGAAACUCGCAACAUAUUAUGUCCCCAAAAACGCCAAGUUAAAUGUGUAGCUGGAAAUGCUGGAAAUGUAUUUUCUGGGGCUCCAGAUGGCAUCCGGCUAUAAAAUAUUUCAAUCCUUACACUCUAUUUUAACGUUUGUUUAGAUUGUUCAUGUUUGGAACGCCGGCAUGCAAUUAAAGGGAAGUUAAUGCUUACGAAUGAUUUGGAAAGUUGUUAAUCCGGGCUUUUUCACUGUUUACGGAACCGUGCAGAUAAACCGGAGUUAACUGAAUAUACUUUCUCUUAUAAAUGAAUAGACUGUCAUCGUUAGGCCCACAAUAACUUAUUUGCUUUCACUGAAUGGCCAUGGGCAAAACAUUUCAAUGGAGGUAGUUAAAAUACAUGAUUUACAUACUUUAUGAGUGAUCUGUUCUGUCUAACAUUGCAUGAUUGACACACAUACAUGUAGAUCACUUGCGUAGAAAAAGAAUUUGUCUGAAGACGUUAAUGUAAUGUAUUUGCAUAUUUGGUCAUGAAGUAUAGCUUGAUACAUUUACGACGGGUAGUAUCGUAUUUGAAGCAAAUGAGAAGGGAACUAUAUUCGUCUUCUAUUAUUUGAACUUUCAUCACAUAUACCAUAACGCUUGCAGCAUUUGGUCUUACCCCAAGAAAUCAUUGACAUGCUUAUAAAUGAACCAAUUCCACAGCGCUAUUCCGAAAAAUGUUCCAUGGAAUAUAUCCUUGAUAGGAGUCAGGUUCUCCAUCCUACCAAAAGGAACUAAGCAGAUGACGACGCUUUGGUUACAUGUGCAGCGCAAUUUAAACGAUUUUUGAAAUACCUCCUUCAGGUAUAUAUCAGUAUGUGACCACCUCUAUUUGGUAUCCUUGGUACAUCCAUUUCUCCUUCCCUGAUAGUUUGUUUACAUACUGAAUAAGAUUUAAUGCAGAGUUAUGUUUCUUUACCAAAUCGGAAACUAUUUCGGUUUGCAACAGAUUAAAGACUCCUGUAAGUGUUCAAAUGGUUUAAUUUGACAUACUGACUUCAGAAAAUGCGUGAUUUCAUAAACAAAACCCAUGAAUAUGCCAAACAGGAACAACAGGGCUGAUGAUCUCGUCGCGUGAGCGCUGUCCAUUGCGAUUUCCCUCUACCACUAUCAAACGGGUCCUCUGUCUUGCUGUAAUCCGACCCCAUACCAUAACGCUGCCACUGUAGAC
Messenger RNA from Haliotis rufescens (red abalone), 2176 nucleotides. Its product is annotated as glutamate receptor ionotropic, delta-1-like. The record is from RefSeq and is a predicted model, not a curated record. Gene Ontology annotation, cellular component: membrane. Bases 49 to 1032 code for a protein of 327 amino acids. Gene Ontology annotation, molecular function: ligand-gated monoatomic ion channel activity. The transcript has 4 exons. Lineage: Eukaryota; Metazoa; Mollusca; Gastropoda; Lepetellida; Haliotidae.